Synchiropus splendidus (mandarinfish) is the source of this 3741-nucleotide messenger RNA. Its product is annotated as probable G-protein coupled receptor 160. The record is from RefSeq and is a predicted model, not a curated record. Lineage: Eukaryota; Metazoa; Chordata; Actinopteri; Syngnathiformes; Callionymidae. Bases 2529 to 3530 code for a protein of 333 amino acids. The transcript is spliced from 2 exons. Gene Ontology annotation, cellular component: plasma membrane; signaling receptor complex.
UUAUUUGUGGUGAAGACAAAGAAAAACUGACAGUUUAUUCACAAUCAUUUAUUUUCACCUGAUACAAAAAUGGAUGUAAAGUUCAGCACAGAUGCCUGAUUCUGAACUGUAAUGGAAAUCAUGUACAUACAACUGUUGCCUCUUAUGAUUCAGUGCUGCUGCUCACAGCUCUCCACACAUUGUGAUGACGACAGGGAGUUUUGGUUUGUUGUUCGGUCCAGUCGGCACAUUCUGUUGGGAGACAAGCCACAUGUUCUGAAAGUAGCACUGAACACAUCUUCAGUUAUGAAUUUGCCACAUCGGUCCGACCAGGGAAAAGAGCAAAGCCAAAUGGCAAAGCUCUUGAUGUACUGGUCCAUCAGCAUUCCUGCCCUCAACUAUCAUGGCAAUAAGCUUUAGAACAAAGCAGAGGUGUCUCGUGAGUAACACUCCUUCAGAGCGAGACCUUGUGUAUUGAGAGAGGUUUUGUUUACGUGGCACAAAGAGGUGAGUUCUGGUCAUUACUAACUGGGAGGAGGCCACGGGGUAGACCCAUGCCACGUGGGAGUGAUGCCAGUGUUGAACAAUCUCAGGCAACAAAUAGAUAUAUUUUUUAUUCCACACACAAAAAAGAAAAUAAUUUCUUCUACAUCAAAGCAUGAAACGCCCCACAUACCUCAAUUUUUCUCAUGGUCAGCAAGCCGUCAACCACUUUCCCUGAAACCAGACAGGACGCUGAGUAAAGCACGAACAUUUAAAAACCAGUGUCACCGUCUCACACUCACCAAACACAACAUGCUUCCCAUCUAAAAAGUCGCAUUUGGCACAGGUGAUGAAAAACUGGCAGCCGUUCGUCCCCGGCCCGCUGUUGGCCUGAGAGUCAAGACGGACGCUAGUUCAGUUUACAUAUGCUGAAUCCAACCAAUGUUUCAUUCCACUGACACACACCAUGGACAGAAGGCCGGGCCCAUUGUGCUUCAACAAAAAGUUUUCAUCUGCAAAUGGACCUCUGUAGAUGCUGCAGACACCAGUGCCGUCGCCCUGCGAGGCAGAAUCCACUCAUUAGAUUUGGCAAAACUGACAAACGGGUUCUGAAACUGAGCACUCACAUUAACAAAGUCUCCUCCUUGAAUCAUGAAGUCUUUGAUCAAUCUGAAAUCAUAAAGGAAAAAGACCAUUUGGAUUCCAAUAAAUAAGGAAAUCUAGAAAGUCACUCCGGAUUAAGAAACCACAUCAAAGUGUCUUUUAUUAUUUUUACAUCUUAUUCUACUCAAAUUAUGAUUAUGAAUACGUUCCAACAUAGAGCCUAGCGUUUUGAAACGUUCUACUGAAUUUCCACUAGGGGGCGGCUCUGUCAAAACCAGAAACAUCAGUCCCUCUUUACCGGUGGAAUGUGGCACCUUUGUAACCAAUCGGGACUCCAUCCUUCCUGGAGGGAAGAGAAAGGGAUCAGGUCAGGCGUGUUUUAGAGGAUCAUCAGUGAUAAGGCCUGCGAUCUCUGUAUUCUUGUACUCAAAGCAUGACCAAAUAUUUAUUGUUGGAACAGGUUUAGGGGAGAGACAGCAUCAACAAACAGAACGAGCAUGUGAUGGAAUUAUCAGAGGGAAAUGACAGUCGUCGUAUUUGUGAACUCACCGAAACUCUCCGGUGCAGAACUGCCUGCAACAAGUCGGAAGUGUUGUAAGUGACGGAAGAAUUUUGAUCACAUAUUUGAAAAGGAAACCCAAACAUGCGCUCACCUAAAAUUCUCAGCGGUUUUUGGCACUAUAUCAGCGAACAGCUCAAUCUUCAGCCGACCCGCAUCCUAGGAGGAUGAGACCAGAUUUCAGUUUGAAUAUCUUUGUGUUGCUUCAAAUUGUUGAGUAGCACGUGCAAAUACACUGAGCAAACAAGAUGUGAAGACAUUUAGAUUUCACACGACUAGUCAUCUCACUAUCUCGUUCUGAAUAAUAGCAUUGUUUAGCUGAAGUGUCGAACAGGAUGCUGAAACGUAUAUAAUCUAAUCUGUAAACAUAAAAGCUGCCUUGAGGAUCUUGAGUGAGGGGGACGGCUCGCGCCACGCAGGCCGCGCGCCACCGCACAAGUCACAUAUUGUCAGUGAUUCUCAGUGUGUGCGUCAGAACAGACACAACACUGAGUCCACACACCGAUUCUGUCGACUCCUCUGCAACUGUGGACGAACAUCAAGGGUGAGACAGUAAUCCUCCUUUUAACUACUAUGAUCUGAAGUUGGAUGAAGAAAACAACCAACAAAAAAUAGCAAUCUAAAGCGAAUCAGAUUUUAAAAAACAUCUGAAGAUAAAUGCAAGUCGAAUGCACAGAAUACAGCAGAAAACCAGCCAAGAGAUUUGGUUUUGUAAGACGUGAACCUCCAUCCAAUGACAGGAGAGACAGUGGAAGGUUGGAUCAGAUAAGCUGCAGAAAACCAAAACUCGCUCCACCUGAAUGCUUCAUACCAGCACCAGUGAAGAUGAACCACUGACAGGACAGUCGCUCGCAGAAAUUGCAGCCACGUUCUGAAACACACACAUGCUGCUGCGACGAUUAGAAUGAUGGCCAUUCUGGAGCAAGUGGAUGACGACAAGCGCACAAACUACUUGAUUCAGUAUCUGUUUCUUGUGCUUGUCAAAACCGGAUUAGAUGUCGUGAUCCUCUGCCUUUGCCACCAAAGGCGCUGCAGAUCGUUCUUGAACAUGUGCAGGUGGUCAAUAAUCCUGGCUGACAUCACUGUAGUUUACUUUAUGCUCACGCUGUCCCCUGAAAAGUCUCCUGCACCUCCCUGCUUCCUCCUGGCCUUUGUGUCCUCGGUGUUUGGAGUUCUUCCCCUGCCUGUCGUCUGUUUCGCUUUUUUGGACUACUAUUUACUGGACAGCGGCUUUUGGAACACGACGUCCUUCUGCAGAUCACUGAGGAACUCAGUAUUGAUGAUGCUAACAUGGACUUUUGCUGUUUCGUACGCCUACUUUUCUGUUGAUGGCAAACCAAUAGAAAUGACCGAUCAAACUAAUCUAAGGGUUUUUGUCUGUGAGGUUCAGGAGUCAAAGUCCAUUUUCUAUUUUGAUCUGGGCACUUUUGUCCUGAUCAUUUGCGCAACGCUGCCUUUCUGGCCGAGGAUUCCCCAGUGGAUCAGGGAGGCUCAAGUCAUAUCUGAGCUGAGGGACAACAUGAAGACCCAAGACAGCAGCUCAUUGUUUGUUCCAGGCACAGAAAACAGAGAGGAAAAUUUAGCAGUCAACAGUCAGCGGCCCUUUCUUUUGACCAGCCUAAUGCUGGGGUUCUGUAGCAUCUGGCUGCCCUACAUUGCUCUAUCCGUAUCCUGUCUGACCUUUAACAUCGGGGUGCCCACCUACAUUGCAGUCAACCUUCUGUGGUUGGAGUGUGUCAACAGUCGAGUGGGGUGUCUAGUGUUCUGGCUGCAGAGUGACACGCGAGGGCCGUACUCGCAGCUACCUGGCGACGUGUGUUCUUGGCCGAUAUUCUGGCACCUGAGCCAUGGAAGAUACUUUUCUGAGCCAAGACCACCAAAGCAAAAGACUUGUCUGCUCAUCUAAGGUGUCAAUUGUGAGAAUCUAGACGCUAAUGCUAUAAUAUUUUGAGUGACAAUGAGAUGGUGACUGUAUUUCUAAGGGGUCACUUUAGUUCUAGUAUCUUCUGUGUAUAUCCAGUUUUUACAACAGCUAUAUGUGGUGCUUCAAAUGUAAAUGCGUGUACUGAAAACGUGAUAAAUACAUAUUUGCACAAUGAUCCAUUCCAUUGUCCUCA